AUGUCUGCUGCACACGUCACGAGGGUACUUCUACUGGAAUUACCCGACCCCAACGACCCGUCCGUAGUAACGGAUGGCAAACAGGACACCGCAUCAACCUAUGGAGCCCGGGCUCUGGGGAUCUUAAAUGAUGCCUUAGAGCCACCCUCAGCCCAGUACUUUCUGAGGGAAGCCGCUUUAAUUUGCAGCUUAAAGCACUUUUUUGUGGACUCCGAGUUUAUGGAGACUGCGUGCGACGCCUCGGUCCGUAGUGUCCGGUGUCCGGAGUGGCAGGUAGACCUGGCGGUGGCCUGCGAGCCUUAUUUCGUCCCUCUCCAACCUCACUGGCUGGGGGACUCGGACGACACCAUGGCGCCUAUUUUGAUAACUUCCAACAUAGUCUCCCAGUUUAAUGCAUUCCGGAGUUUUGUCUUAACUGCUCUGGAAGGACUUCAGCUGCAAGUCGAGCUCCUUUCGAAAAAGUGUGACCAAAUUGAAAUGAGAAGUAGACGGAAAAUGCUCCUGGUGCAUGGGGUUCCGGAAGCCAACAAAGAAAAUUUAUCGGCUACUGUCAGUCAGCUGCUGUCUAAACAUCUCAAGUUGCCAGAGUUAUCAGCGGAUUCUAUCAGUCGCUGCCAUCGUUUGGGUUCUUCGGUUACUGAGAAACCAAGGGUCAUCCUUAUUAAGUUCCAAAAUCCAAUCAUGCGUAACAAAGUGUGGUAUGCGAAAACCAGUCUGAAGAACACUGGGGUUACAUUGUCUGAGUUCCUAACAAAGGAACAUCAUGACGUCUUCGUGGCUGCCAGACAGCGUCUUGGUAUCAACAAAUGUUGGACUAGAGAUGGCAACAUAGUUAUUAUUGGUCCAGAUGGUAAGCGUCACCAAAUUACGUCUAUGGCGGAGCUGAAUACGUAUUCCACUGCUACGGUGCCUCAACAAGUUUCAGCUAGGACUGCAACCUCAUCCAACAUCAAUACCCAAGAGAACAAGAAUUCGCAGGGAGUCCGGCCGAAAAGGAACUUAAAGAAGUAA
Vanessa atalanta (red admiral) is the source of this 1011-nucleotide messenger RNA. RefSeq lists its product as uncharacterized. The transcript is spliced from 4 exons. Bases 1 to 1011 code for a protein of 336 amino acids. The record is from RefSeq and is a predicted model, not a curated record. NCBI's taxonomy places the organism in Eukaryota, Metazoa, Arthropoda, Insecta, Lepidoptera, Nymphalidae.